UCGCUCCUGCGCUCCCCCCAGCUCAGGAUCAGGACGUAGCGAUCCAUGGCCAGGCCAGACCGGAGCCUCCGCCGCUCCAAACGGCCCGCGCUGCCGCCCUUGCACCGCCCCUCGCAGGGCAGCGCUUCCGCUUCCCGCCCGUGCUGCUGCCGCGGGGCUCCGCUUCCUCUCCCCUCAGCCGCGGCGGGCGGGCCGCCAUGUCCAGCUACAGCAAGGCAGCCCAGCAAUGGGCUACUUUUGCCAGAGCCUGGUAUCUCCUUGAUGCAAAGAUGCAGCCACCAGGAAAAAUAGCAGUUGCGGCUGCAAUGAGACUUGAAGGGAGGCAUAAACCUAUAUAUCAUGCACUAAGUGACUGUGGAGAUCAUGUUGUCAUAAUAAAUACAAGACAUAUUGCUUUCUCUGGUAACAAAUGGGAACAGAAAGUAUAUUCUUCACAUACAGGCUAUCCUGGUGGUUUCAAACAAGUUACAGCAACUCAGCUCCACUUGAAGGAUCCAACUGCUAUUGUUAAACUGACUGUUUAUAGAACGCUUCCAAAAAACCUUCUGAGAAGAACUAUGAUGCAGAGGCUGCACCUUUUCCCAGAAGAUGUUAUUCCAGAAGACAUACAGAAGAAUCUUCUACAAGAGAUUCCUCAGCCACGUGCAAUUCCCAAGAGGUUAGAUGAAUAUACACCAGAAGAAAUUGCUGCCUUUCCAAGAGUUUGGACUCCACCUAAAGAUUUUCGAAGGAAGUAAUAAGAAUAGAAGAAGAACUUCCAUCAGGAAUGUCUCUCCUCCUUGAAAAUAAAUUCUAACAGGGAAGCAUUGGAGCAUCUCAGUCAACCCUUUUAUACAGAAUGUUUCAGACAGGUGUUAGCAAACUUUAUUUGGAAAUAUUAUAAAAAUUACUGUAGUUGAAACAGCUAAGAAUGAAUAUUACAUUGUUUAUGCCACCUGUACUCAAUGUUGUGUGAGUCGGUAUUUGUUAAUUACAUUUGUUUUAAUAUUAUUAUUAAAGAGUUGAUGCAAAUUAGUAUUUACAUCUAAUGGAAACAGAACCUCUUUUACUAAAUGAAGUAUCUCAGUCUAAAAGCUUGAAUUCCAGGAGGUAAGAGAAGUGAAUAAUUAUGCUCACAGAGCUCCAACCAGCAGCACCCAUUCAGUAAAUAAUCUGAUUUGCUUUUCUAGAAAAACAAGUCAGCCAUCAUCUUGUGGGUCGGUGAAUGAGAGAAUCCCAAUCUUUGUUCAGAAGAAGGGAUUUGUUCGGGUAGAGCUCAUACGGUCUUUGGGGGAUGUGAAAAAAAAACCAAAGCAGCUUGAGCUGUGUAUGAUUUCUGUAACUGCUUGUGGGGUUCUUCUGAAAGACUCUUCUGGAGUGCAGAGUGUGUGUAUCAAAUAUAAUUCAUGGUGAGAUUUGCUGAGUACAUGUCUGGGCAGGCCCACAGUUUCCUUAUCUUUUUAGGUGAAGAUACCCACUGAAUUACUGUGGUGAUGGUAAGAAAAACCAAACAUCUUCCAGAGCCAAAUGACAUUACAGAAACAGAGCUCUUCAGAGAGAGCAGAGAAAGAGCUCUUCAGUUCACAUACCAAAUCUGCCUGCAUGUGAGCUGUGGUCCUGUUACGAAGAAGGAGAAUAUUAUUUAAAAAUGCAUCUUUGGGGAGCAUGAAGGUGAUGAAAUUCCUGAUGCUCAUGUUUUCUGGCCCAUGAGAGUUUCUCUUUCCAUCUUCAGCCACCUUCUAGAAGAGUUCUUCUGCACAACAUGCCUGUCCUGCUGCUCAGCCUGAUCAUUGCGACCAAAAAAGUAUUUGGUCCCAGGCUGUAAUUUUUCAUCCUGAAGCUUUGGCCAUCUUUGAUCUGGAAUGCCAUACCACGUGUUCAUAGCACCAAAAAUGAAGCCAAGGAGAAAUUGGUUUAUGCUUAGAGGGCUUCUUUGCUACAGGGAGAAAGACUGCAGUAUUUCACAGAGCUUGAUUUUCUUGGAUGCUGCAAGAGUUGCAAUUCAGUUCCAACAGAACAUAGUGCUGGAAUGCUGCAGAGCAGCAAGGACAGCAUGAAUUUCAGAAGAGAUACUGUUGGCUAGAUUGAACCAAAAGGCAAACUAUGUUGGUGGGUAAUGUGGACCUCCAGGAAAUGCAUACUGAACAUAGGCAAGUAACAGAGUGAGAACUACUUUUUAAAAUAAAAUGGUUUUCAGACUUGUUGGUCUGCUCUG
This is a messenger RNA of Calypte anna (Anna's hummingbird), 2194 nucleotides long. RefSeq names its product mitochondrial ribosomal protein L13 (gene MRPL13). The coding region runs from base 198 to 737 and encodes 179 amino acids. Gene Ontology annotation, cellular component: mitochondrial large ribosomal subunit; ribosome. Gene Ontology annotation, molecular function: structural constituent of ribosome; mRNA binding. The record is from RefSeq and is a predicted model, not a curated record. Gene Ontology annotation, biological process: negative regulation of translation; translation. The transcript has 7 exons. NCBI's taxonomy places the organism in Eukaryota, Metazoa, Chordata, Aves, Apodiformes, Trochilidae.